Messenger RNA from Myxocyprinus asiaticus (Chinese sucker), 2368 nucleotides. Its product is annotated as nucleolar RNA helicase 2-like. Gene Ontology annotation, molecular function: RNA helicase activity; ATP binding; RNA binding. Bases 88 to 2205 code for a protein of 705 amino acids. The record is from RefSeq and is a predicted model, not a curated record. The transcript has 16 exons. NCBI's taxonomy places the organism in Eukaryota, Metazoa, Chordata, Actinopteri, Cypriniformes, Catostomidae.
CUUCCGGUUCUUUCUUUUUCCUGCAUGUUUGAUGUGUAGUUCAGUCGCACAUGUCUAGCUGCUCGACAACAUUCAACAACAUUUAACAUGCCGUCAAUGAUCCACACUCAAGCCGAUCACAUUAUACACAUGGUGGAGGUGGAGAACGGACUGGAGAUAAUAAAGAAAAAGAAAAAGAAAAUUAAAGGAAAGGUUAUAGCAGAGGACGAGUGUGAAUCUCCAGCUCCUGAAAAGAGGAAGCGUGAACAAUUGAUCACAGAUGUGAACGGAAACGCAGACACAAACACCAUCAAGAAGAAGAAGAAGAUCAAGGCAAAAGCAGUAGACAUGACGCUUCAAACCUCAUCAUCAGCAGAGAUCAGCAGCGAGCAUCCUGCAGUGAAAACACCAGUAGAGUCCAUUGAGGAUUCGGCCAGCGACAAGGAGAAGGAAACUCCUGAGCAGAGAGAAGGAGCGUUUACCAACUUCAGGAUCUCACAGGACACCAUCAAACUCCUGCAGGCACGUGGCGUCACAUACCUCUUUGACAUCCAGGUGAAGACUUUUAACUCUGUGUAUGAUGGGAAAGAUUUAAUUGGUCAGGCGAGAACUGGCACUGGAAAAACUUUCUCAUUCGCAAUUCCACUGGUGGAGAAACUGCAGUCUGAGGCAGCAGAUAAGAGAAGAGGACGACCCCCAAAAGUGUUGGUUCUUGCACCGACUCGAGAGCUCGCUAUUCAAGUGUCCAAAGACUUCAAAGACAUCACCAGAAAGCUAUCUGUGACAUGUUUCUAUGGAGGAAGCUCCUACAAUCCACAAAUGGAUGCAAUCCGCAGUGGCAUUGACAUUCUGGUGGGCACACCGGGUCGAAUCAAAGACCACCUGCAGAACAAUAAACUGGAUCUGUCUCGGCUCAAACACGUGGUUCUGGAUGAGGUGGAUCAGAUGUUGGACAUGGGCUUUGCAGAACAGGUGGAGGAGAUCCUCUCUAUGUCCUACAAGAAAGAUGCAGAAGAGAAGCCGCAGACGCUGCUGUUUUCUGCCACGUGUCCUCAGUGGGUUUAUGAAGUGGCCAAGAAAUACAUGCACACAAAGUGCAUUCAUGUGGAUCUGAUCGGGAAGAAGACACAGAAAGCCGCCACCACAGUCGAGCAUCUGGCGAUCGCAUGCCAUUGGUCACAGAGAGCGUCGGUCAUCGGUGAUGUCAUCCAGGUGUACAGCGGCAGUCACGGACGAACCAUCGUCUUCUGUGAGACCAAGAGAGAAGCCACAGAGCUCUCCAUGAACACCUCCAUUAAACAGAGUGCGCAGACACUGCAUGGUGACAUUGUUCAGAAACAGAGAGAGGUCACGCUGAAGGGCUUCAGGAACGGCACAUUUGAAGUGUUGGUGGCCACUAACGUCGCGGCUCGCGGUCUGGACAUUCCAGAGGUGGAUCUGGUCAUUCAGUGUUCUCCUCCAAAGGAUGUUGAGUCAUACAUCCAUCGCUCAGGACGGACGGGCAGAGCUGGACGAACGGGUGUUUGUAUCUGUUUCUACCAACGGAACGAGGAGAGCCAGUUGAAAUUCGUGGAGCAGAAAGCGGGCAUCACAUUCAAACGUGUCGGAGUCCCCACAGCCAAUGACAUCAUCAAAUCUUCCAGUAAAGAUGCCGUGAGGUUUCUGGACUCCAUCCCAGCGGCAGCAGUUGAAUAUUUCCGUCAGGCAGCGUGUGAGCUCAUCGAGCAGCGGGGGGCGGAAGAGGCGCUGGCCGCGGCACUCGCUCACAUAUCAGGAGCUACAAGUCUGGAGCAGAGAUCGCUAAUCAACUCUGACGCUGGAUUCACCACAAUGAUCCUGAGCUGCUCUCAAGAAAUGCAUAACAUGGGUUAUGCGUGGCGUGGACUGAAGGAACAGCUCGGAGAGGAAGUCGAGGGCCACAUCAGUCGAAUGAACUUCCUGAAGGGCAAGAAGGGAGUGUGUUUUGAUGUUCCAGCCAGUAAGCUGAAGGAGAUUCAGGACAAAUGGCAGGAUGGCCGUCGCUGGCAGCUCACCGUUGCUACUGAACUGCCAGAGAUGGAGCAGAGCAUGCGUCAAAGUGGCGAAUGGCGGGCUGGUGGGUUUAGCGGUCGUGGUGGAGGGGGACGGCGCUCGUUUGGUGGAAACUUCAAAGGCAACAAAAGUUUCAGCAGAGGAAGAGGCGGCGGUGGUCAGAAACGAAGCUUUAAUCAAGCCUUUGAUUAUUGAUCGUGCAUUGGACUGUCAGACUGUCUUGUUUUUACUGCCAUUUAAUUCACUUUUGCCUGUUUCUCGAGUGUUAAGAACCCUGAAAUAUGCUGAUUAUAACUGACUUACAGUUGUGCUAUUUAUAUGACAAAUCUUGUUCGCAUUAAAAUGGUCCUACAACUAA